Molecule: messenger RNA, 1198 nt
Organism: Megalobrama amblycephala (Wuchang bream)
Lineage: Eukaryota; Metazoa; Chordata; Actinopteri; Cypriniformes; Xenocyprididae
Product: Mediator of RNA polymerase II transcription subunit 30-like
Exons: 4
Coding region: 267-812 (181 amino acids)
Biological process (GO): positive regulation of DNA-templated transcription
Cellular component (GO): mediator complex
Molecular function (GO): transcription coregulator activity
Source: RefSeq, a predicted model, not a curated record
CAGGAAACAGGAAGUGACGCGGUAAGCGAUGGCUAACGCUCGUCUGUUUGAAACGGAGUGUGAUCUAGUGAAGAAGUCCCGCAUUCAUUUUUAGCAGUUAUUAUUGUUAUCCUCAAAGAUUACACAGCUGAAGGAUCAGGCGAAACAUCAGUGAGUUUCUACACAAAGUUCGUUUUCCGAAUCUGAAGCGCUGAAUUAAUUCUGUGCUCCGUCCAUUCAUAAAUAAGAGGUGCGCGCGCUAGUGCCCUCAGUAGUGCUCUGUGCAGAUGUCUGCUCCGCUCCCUCAGAAGGGCCUGGGCCCGGGGCUGCCGGUCAUGGCCCCUCAGCAGCAGCAGCAGCCCGGGAUGCCUCCACAGGGCGCUCUGCGGGAAAUCUCGCCCGUCUACCUGUGCCGCAUCGGGCAGGAGACCGUCCAGGACAUCGUCACGCGCACCAUGGAGAUCUUCCAGAUCACGCGCGCCACUCAGCUUCCCAACGGCGUGACGCAGAGUCAGGCGGCGUAUCAGGACCGCUUCGGGAAGCUGCAGGAACACCUGCGUCAGCUGACCCUGCUCUUCCGUAAGCUGCGUCUGCUGUAUGAGCGCUGUGUGGAGAUGACCCCUGACCUCCAGGAGUCUCCGGCUGAGCUGGUUCCGUACGUGUCGGAGGAGACGGCAGCGGUGCGGGUGGAGCCGUGCAGCCCAGCGGUGAUCCAGGAGAGACAGGAAGUGCUAGAGAAAGUGAGGCAGAAGAAUCAGGAGAUGAAGGUGCUGAUGGACCAGAUGAGGAACCUCCUGUGGGACGUCAAUGCCAUGCUCACCAUGCGGAAAUGACUGCGGUACACUUCCUAACAUGUGACCAUCUUCAGUCACGGACUUUUGUUGACGAAUGAGAUCAGACUCGGCAGCUCUUCCUGCCUCAUUUACUCUGAUUAAUAACUGAUGUUUCACACUCUUGCUCCUCAGGUUGUGUGUGUGUGUGUGUGUGUGUGUGUGUGUGUGUGUGUGUGUGUGUGUGUGUGUGUGUGUGUGUGUGUGUGUGUGUGUGUGUGUGUGUGUGUGUGUGUGUGUGUGUGUGUGUGUGUGUGUGUGUGUGUGUGUGUGUGUGUGUGUGUGUGUGUGAUACACUCCUGAUAUCUGCCUGAAGAAUCAUCUAAAAAAAGAAUCAGGCUGGUAUUUUUUGUAAAGAUUUUUAUACAAAUUAAAAAAACCUUUUUUUG